UCAUCAUUCAUCAUGGCGUCUCUCGCACCGGAAGACUUCCCGCAAAUGUGGCAGCGGCCGAGCUACGAAGAGCUCCUCGGCAUCCUCCAGAGCCUGGAGCUGAGCCCCCCCGUCUGGAACCACAGGCAGCGACAGGCAGACAUCCUCGCCCAGCAGGAAUCCCUGGCGACCCAGCGCAAGGCCGAAGUCACGCGCUACCUCUCGUCCGUCAUCAAGAGCCCGCUGGCCUGGAUCGACGACUACGACAAGCAGGAGGUCCUCUGGGAGCUCGCCAGCAAGCGCAUGUCGGAGCGGUGCGGCAGGACGGCCAUGGGCGAGGUGACGAGGCGGUGGCCGUUUGAAGGGGACGGCGUGGCCUGCGAGCCCUUUGAGCUCAUCAUCAAGGAGCCCGCGCUGACGGGCGACUCGCUGGGCUUCAAGACGUGGGGGUCGUCGUACGUGCUGUCGCGCCAUCUGCCGCGGCUGGCGGCCACGUCGCUGUUCAAGCUGUUUGACGAGACGCUGGGGCAGCCGCCGCCGACGGUGCUGGAGCUCGGCUCGGGGACGGGGCUGCUGGGCGUUGCGGCGGCGGCGCUGUGGCAGACGCAUGUCAUUCUGAGCGACUUGCCCAACAUUGUGCCCAAUCUCAAGGACAACACGGAGAGGAACAGGAGCCUGGUGGAGGCUCGCGGGGGAUCCAUGUCGGUUGGGCCGCUUACCUGGGGUGGAGGGGAGGACGAGAUUGACCAGGACCUCUUUGGAGAACCCUUUCAGUUCAAGGCAAGUUUAUUAUUAUUCACUACCAUGAUCUUCCUCGUCCUCGCUGCUGAUCCCAUGUACGACGAUGAUCACCCGGGCCUUCUCGCUUCGGCCAUCUGCCAGAACCUCGCGCUCGGCUCUGAAUCCAGGGCGGUGGUCAUGGUGCCCAAGCGGGAUGACACCACGCGGAGGCUCCUGGAGGCUUUCAAGCAGGCCAUGCUGGAUCUGGAGACGCCGCUGUUCUGCGAGGAGGAGAGCGAGCUUGCCGGGGAGGAUGAUUGGGGCGAGGAUGAGGAGGAGGGCCAGGUCAAGUGCUGGUUGGGCAUCUUUUCGCGGGGCGGGUCACCUUUGACGACGUGA
Messenger RNA from Trichoderma reesei QM6a, 1098 nucleotides. RefSeq lists its product as uncharacterized. The record is from RefSeq and is a predicted model, not a curated record. NCBI's taxonomy places the organism in Eukaryota, Fungi, Ascomycota, Sordariomycetes, Hypocreales, Hypocreaceae. The annotation marks the transcript as partial. The transcript has 2 exons.